Messenger RNA from Serpula lacrymans var. lacrymans S7.9, 2052 nucleotides. RefSeq lists its product as uncharacterized. Bases 1 to 2052 code for a protein of 683 amino acids. Lineage: Eukaryota; Fungi; Basidiomycota; Agaricomycetes; Boletales; Serpulaceae. Gene Ontology annotation, molecular function: glutathione binding; glutathione synthase activity; ATP binding. Gene Ontology annotation, cellular component: cytosol. The transcript is spliced from 18 exons. Gene Ontology annotation, biological process: glutathione biosynthetic process. The record is from RefSeq and is a predicted model, not a curated record.
AUGUCCGACUUUGGCGGUGGUCAUGCGGGAGCAAGCCAGUGGGGUCCCGGACUGAUAGGGUGCAUAAUUGCUUUGAGCUUAUACGGUGUAGCCCUGGCGCAAACUUGGUUCUAUUGGCGUGCAUUCCCUCGCGAUGGAAAGCAUCUGAAGUAUCUGGGAGCCUUGACUCUCAGCUAUUUCAUCCCAUUCGUUGUACAGAUUUUUUACGGGCAUCGUGUUUGGAUAAUCAGCGCUAAAAACCGAUUACUUACAGCUUCAGUACUUUACGCUGGCUCGGCAUUGUCCAGCGUUAUAUGUGACGUGUUCAUCACGGGCUCUGUCAUUUUCUACUUGCGCGAAGGAAGAUCAGGGAUCAGACGAACCGUUCUCAGAACAGAGACACUCGUCCAGCAAAUCAUCGUCAUGUUCGUCAAUAUGGGGGUCCUCACCUGGUGGUAUAUGACACCACAAGGGAAAAACUACGUUGGGACUACGACAACCAUUCUCAGUAAAUGCUAUGUUAACUCGCUAUUAGCAAUACUGUCAAACACCCUGUUGAGCGGCGGCGAUGUGGUGGACGUGCAUCAUACACUACUGUGUAUUGCAGCCCUGGGGUCAUAUGUGGAAAUAGUUAAAUGCUUAUUGGCCAAGCAUAACGUGGAUACGCAUAUCGACACACUCACCCACCUGGCCACCACCUACGCACUCUCCCACGGCCUGCUCUAUCUCCCCUCAGACACGCAGCCCCAGGACCCGUGCUCAGCCAUCCACGCGCCCCUCUCGCUCAUCCCGUCGCCGGUCCCCCGCGCGUCGUUCACCCUGGCAAAGCGCCUGCAGCACAUCUACAAUGACAUCUACGCGCGGAUCGCGAUGGACGAGGCCUUUCUGGACCGGGUGAUGGGUGCGGUGGAGGGCGUGGGAAAGGCGGACGAGUUUGUGGGGACGCUGUGGCGGGGGUGGAAGGAGGUGAGGGAGGAGGGACUGGUGCAGACUCUGCAGCUCGGGCUGUUCCGGUCCGACUACCUUCUGCACGCGCCCGACGAGGCAGCACCGUCGCUGAAACAGGUCGAGUUCAACACCAUCUCGUCCUCGUUCGGCCCGCUCUCGGAACGUGCUGCUGCUCUGCACCGAUACCUCCACGCUGCCACCGGAUACUACGGCCUGUCUCCCCACCUCACCCCCGACAACUUCCCUCCAAACACGACCACAGCUGGGCUCGCACAAGGUCUCGCAGAGGCACACAACGCCUACGCUGUACCCACAGCGCAGAUCCUGUUCGUAGUCCAACAGCGCGAACGCAACGUAUUCGACCAACGAUGGCUCGAAUACGAGCUACUACACGCUCACGCCAUCCACGUCGUCCGCCAAACAUUCGACCAGCUCGCCCACUCCAUCCACAUCCACCCAACCACCCGCGCCCUCCACAUCACCCCUCCCUCCUCCUCCUCCCCCAUCGAGAUCUCCACCAUCUACUUCCGCGCAGGCUACACCCCCUCCGACUUUUCCUCCCCCACCCACUACGCCACCCGCAUCGCCCUCGAACGCACCCUCGCCAUCAAAUGCCCCUCCCUCCCCCUCCAGCUCGCAGGCGGAAAGAAGGUCCAGGAGGCGUUGACCCGUCACGGCCUCUUGGACCGUCUUUUGCACGGACGGGGGUACUCCGAGCAUGACCUGGACGAGGUGAGGUCGACGUGGAUGCACAUGUGGGCUUUGGACGAUCCAUGCCCGCCCCCUCCCUCCUUCUUCUCAAAAGCCAUUGGUGCUCGUAUUCCCCUGGGUUUCCGCGAAGCCUGGAUCGCGAUGGAGCUCAUCGACACCCCCGCCGGCGUCGGCAGCUACCUCGUGCGCGCCGCGGACGGCGGCGCAGGCGCAGGCACGGAGCGCCAGAAGACGAAGAGCGUCAAGGCGGAGGUCAUCAGCGAGCUCGGCAUAUUCGGCUGGGCCCUCUUCGGCGCGGGGGAGGUGGUGAGCGAGGCGGAGGCCGGCUGGUUGGUCCGUACGAAGGGGACGGAGAGUAAUGAGGGAGGGGUGGCGGCUGGCUUUUCCGUCUUGGACUCUGUGCUGCUCGUCUGA